AUGAUAUAAUAGAAAUAAUAUUUUAACAAUCUUAAAGAAUUUUUUAGCACUUAACUUUAAUCAUUUUAGGUUCUCCAUAUCCAUCUGGAAAAUAAAAAAAAUAAUAUUAGUGAUGAAGAUGCAUUAAUCUUAAGUUAUGGUUUAGGCUAGUGCAUUAAUCUCUCAAAUUUGACACUUGAUCUAAGGAAUAAUUAAAUUGAGGUAAUUAGGGCAAUUGGAAAAAUUGGUGCAUCAGGCAUCGGUUCUGGUUUAGGAAAGUGCAAUAAUCUCUCAAAUUUGACACUUAAUCUAAGGAGAAAUAAAAUAAGUGCAAUUGGUGCAUCAGACUUAGGUUCUGGUUUAGCAAAGUGCACUAAUCUCUCAAAUUUAACACUUGAUAUAGGGGAAAAUUAAAUUGGCCCAAUUGGCGCUUCAGGCAUAGGUUCUGGCUUAGGAAAGUGCAAUAAUCUCUCAAAUUUAACACUUGAUAUAGGGUAAAAUUAUAUUGAAGCAAUUGGCGCUUCAGGCAUAGGUUCUGGCUUAGGAAAGUGCAAUAAUCUCUCAAAUUUAACACUUAAUCUAAGAAUAAAUGAAAUUGGUGAUGGAGGUGCAUUAGGUUUAAGUUCUGGUUUAGCAAAAUGCACUAAUCUCUCAAAUUUGAAACUUGUUCUAGAGUUAAAUCAAAUUAGUGCAAGUGGUACAUCAGGCUUAGGUUCUAGCUUAGGAAAGUAUACAAAUCUCUCUAAUUUAACACUUAAUCUAAGUAAAAAUGUAAUUUGUUAUAAAGGAGCAUCAGGCAUAGGUUCUGAUUUAUUAAAGUGCACUAAUCUCUCAAAUUUAACACUUGAUCUAAGGGAAAAUUAAAUUGGUGAUGAAGGUUCAUCAGGCUUAGGUUUUUGUUUAGCAAAAUGCACUAAUCUCUCAAAUUUGACACUUGAUUUAGGGAAAAAUAAAAUUGGUGAAGAAGGCUCAUCAGGCUUAGCUACUGGUUUAGCAAAGUGUACUAACCUCUUAAAUUUGACACUUUAUCUAAUGGUAAAUUAAAUUGGUGAUGAAGGUUCAUCAGGCUUAGGUUCUUGCUUAGCAAAAUGCACUAAUCUCUCAAAAUUGACACUUCAUUUAGAAUUAAAUUAAAUUGGCGAUGAAGGUUCAUAAGGCUUAGGUUCUUGUUUAGCAAAAUGCACUAAUCUCUCAAAUUUGAAACUUAGUCUAUGGGAAAAUUAAAUUGGCGAUGAAGGUUCAUCAGGCUUAGGUUCUUGUUUAGCAAAAUGCACUAAUCUCUCAAAUUUGACACUUAACCUAUGGAUGAAUGAAAUUAGUGCUGGUGCAUCAGACUUAGGUUCCGGUUUAGGAAAGUGCACUAAUCUAUCAAAUUUGACACUUCAUCUAGGGGACAAUUAAAUUAAUGCUAUUGGGGCAUUAGGCUUGGGUUCUGGUUUAGGAAAGUGCACUAAUCUCCUAAAUUUGAAACUUGAUAUAGGAAUGAAUGAAAUAGAUGAUGAAGGUGCAUCAGGCUUAGUUUCUGGUUUAGGAAAGUGUACUAAUCUCCUAAGUUUGAAACUUGAUCUAGGGAAAAAUAAUAUAGAUGAUGAAGGCGCAUUAAUCUUAAGUUAUGGUUUAGGAAAUUAGAUUAAUCUCUCAAAUUUGACACUUGAUCUAAGUAAAAAUUAAAUUGGCGCGAUUGGUGCAUCAGGCUUAGGUUCUGGUCUAGGAAAGUGUAAUAAUCUCUCAAAUUUGACACUUAAUCUAAGGAGAAAUUAAAUUGACCCAACUGGUGCAUCAGGCAUAGUUUCUGGUUUAGCAAAGUGCACUAAUCUCUCAAAUUUGGCACUAAAUCUAGGGAAAAAUUAAAUUGGCGGAAUUGGUGCAUCAGGCAUAGGUUCUGGUUUAGGAAAGUGCACUAAUCUCUCAAAUUUGAACCUUAAUCUAAGUGAAAAUAAAAUUGGUGAUGAAGGUGCAUAAAGCUUAAGUUUUGGUUUAGGAAAGUGUACUAACCUCUCAAAUUUGAGACUUGUUCUAGAGCUAAAUCAAAUUAGUGCAAUUAGUGCCUCAGGUUUAGGUUCUUCUUUAGGAAACUGCAAUAAUCUCUUAAAUUUGACACUUAAACUAAGUAGUAAUGAAAUUGGUGACGGAGGUGCAUCAAGUUUAAGUUAAGGUUUAGCAAAGUGCACUAAUCUUUCAAAUUUGGUACUUGUUCUAGAGCUAAAUCAAAUUAGUUCAAUUGGUGCAUCAGGCAUAGGUUCUGGCUUAGGAAAGUGCACUAAUCUCUCUAAUUUAACACUUAAUCUAAGGAAAAAUAAAAUUGGUUCAAUUGGUGCUUCAAGCUUAGGUUCUUAUUUAGUAAAGUGCAUUAAUCUCUCAAAUUUGACACUUAAUCUGAAGGAAAAUUAAAUUGGUAAUGAAGGUUCAUCAGGCUUAGGUUAUUGUUUAGCAAAAUUCACUAAUCUCUCAAAUUUGGCACUUAAUCUAUAGUAAAAUAAAAUUGGCGAUGAAGGUGCAUCUGGCUUAGCUUAUGGUUUAGCAAAGUGUACUAACCUCUUAAAUUUGAAACUUGAUCUAGGUGAAAAUUAAAUUGGUGAUAAAGGUUCAUCAGGCUUAAGUUCUUCUUUAGCAAAAUGCAUUAAUCUCUCGAAUUUAUAACUUGUUCUUUGGAUGAAUAAAAUUAGUGCUGGAGCAUUGGGCUUAGGUUCUGGUUUGGGAAAGUGCACUAAUCUAUCAAAUUUGACACUUGAUCUAGGGGACAAUUAAAUUGGUGCAAUAGGGGCAUCAAGCUUAGGUUUUAGUUUAGGAAAGUGCACUAAUCUCCUAAAUUUGAAACUUAAUCUAGGUAUGAAUGGAUUAGAUGAUGAAGGUGCAUAAGGCUUAGUUUCUGGUUUAGGAUAUUGCACUAAUCUCCUAAAUUUGAAACUUGAUCUAAGUGACAACGAUAUUGAGAAAUUAAAAUAAUUUAAAGCAAAGUGCCUUAAAUUAAAAAGAUUAGUUGCUUUUAAAAUGUAUUUCUUUUGA
Tetrahymena thermophila SB210 is the source of this 2985-nucleotide messenger RNA. RefSeq lists its product as hypothetical. The record is from RefSeq and is a predicted model, not a curated record. Gene Ontology annotation, cellular component: nucleus; cytosol; perinuclear region of cytoplasm. Gene Ontology annotation, molecular function: small GTPase binding; GTPase activator activity. The transcript is spliced from 34 exons. NCBI's taxonomy places the organism in Eukaryota, Ciliophora, Oligohymenophorea, Hymenostomatida, Tetrahymenidae. Gene Ontology annotation, biological process: nucleocytoplasmic transport; activation of GTPase activity.